GAAAUGAAAUGAUGGCGAAGUGAUGCCAAUGUUGACACAGAGCAGUGUAGUAGAGUGCAUAUACUGAGAAUCAAACCGACAACUUCACCGUCGCCGCCGUGCAUCCACGCCGUCUCUAGCCUUUCCGAUCGGUCGGAAUUGGAAAAGAAGCACAGCAGUAAGGAAACGCAUGAAAAGAGCAACGAAACCACCAAACACAUGAAGGAAUCGCUACGUUGAUUAAUUUUGCCUUCUGAUCUACGGCUCUUUCCUGAGGUGUCCAUGGCGAGCGCGGCGCAGGCUUCCGGAGCUGAUGCUUUGGGCCUAAUCGAUCUCAUUGUGGCGGCGGCCCGAAACGCCACUAUGCACCGUAAGAACUGCGAGCAGCUCGCCGGCCACGUGAGGAUGAUCGGGAACUUGCUGGAGACGCUCAAAUCGACGGACCUGAUGAGCCUUUCGGCGACCAGAGAGCCUUUGGACUUGCUGGAGGAGGCGCUGAGGAGGGCGCUUGAUUUGGUGGAUGGAUGCAGAGAGAAAAGUUACCUGUACAUGCUUGCCAUGGGAUGGAACGUAGUCUAUCAGUUCCGACGGAUUCAGAACGAGAUUGAUCGGUAUCUGAAGCUGGUGCCGUUGAUCACGCUGGUCCACGAGUAUCGGAUGCAGUUACAUCAGAAUCUGGAGGACUGCUUGCAAGCAAUUGAAGAGGACCAUCAAGAAUACUCCCUUGAUAAUGAGGAUAUGAAGGUCCAGGAUGCUAUAUUGAAAAGGCACCGAACCAAGAAAGAGGCAAACAUAUUAGAGAAUUCUUUGUCUCGUCGAUACCCUGAACUUCAAUUCCAUGAGGCUCUUGAAGAGGAGAAGAAGAAGUUGCAUGUUGAGUUGCAUUGUUCCCAAGUAAAUAACGAACAGAAGGAAUGCCAAGUUAUUGAACAUCUUAUUGAAGUAACAGAAAAUGUUGUUAAUGUCCCAACUGGAAAGAAACUUUCCCCUGAUGUGCAGACUUAUGCAGGAUACAGAUGUGGAACAAAUUCCAGUCUUGGGGCUAAUGAUUUAAAACCUGAUGGUCAAGGAAAAUCUGAGUGGCAAGCUGAUCUCUUUGACUGUUGGAAGGAGCCUUGUUUAAGUUUGAAGGCCUGCUUCUAUCCCUGUGGAAUAUUUGUUAACAUAGCUGCUCUGUUGUCAGAAGGCAAAAUAUCUCGUGGGCAUACAUGCAAUGAUCUUAUGGUUUACUCCCUAUUCUGCUGCUGCUGCUGCUACACGUGUUGUACAAGAGGGAAACUGCGUAGGCUUUUUAACAUAGAGGGAGGCACAUGUGACGACUUCUUAACCCAUCUUUUGUGUUGUUGCUGCGCAAUGGUCCAGGAAUGGCAUGAGCUUGAACUGAGGGGCUUUGAAGGUUGCAAGGAAAGAAAAUUGAUUCCACCUCCAAACCAAUAUAUGAAGUCUUAAAUGUCUGCCUUGCCGCUCUAGUUUAUAUUAAAUUAAAUAUGGACAUAUAUUUAAGAGAGAGAGAGAGAGAGAGAGACGCUGAUUAACAAAGUUUGGUUUUGUCAACCAAAAUGCUUAGUACUAAAAUGUGGCCUAUACUCAUAGUCCUGGGAAUAUGAAUCAAUUUCAUUCAGAUGGAGUGUCUAGUUUGUAAAUUUUAGCUAGCAGGUUAUUUCUAUCUACAGCUGAUACUUAAUGUGCCAACAUAGCAAAAUACCGGUCGGAUUGUUCUUAUGUUUCUAGGAAAAGGUUGUUUUCAGUGCAUGGAACCAACAGUUCAGACUCACUGCCUCGUUAGAGUUGGUGAACACUUGUCUAUA
This is a messenger RNA of Diospyros lotus (date-plum), 1787 nucleotides long. RefSeq names its product protein MID1-COMPLEMENTING ACTIVITY 1-like. Gene Ontology annotation, biological process: cell surface receptor signaling pathway. Bases 262 to 1428 code for a protein of 388 amino acids. The transcript has 7 exons. NCBI's taxonomy places the organism in Eukaryota, Viridiplantae, Streptophyta, Magnoliopsida, Ericales, Ebenaceae. The record is from RefSeq and is a predicted model, not a curated record.